AUGCAUACUUCCCGGGCUUUAAGAGACACCGCUUCCCCUUCCGUUCCACCGUCUAUUGCAAAGACCAUCGCUCCUACCUCUAAGUUUGUCUCUCCACGCCCAAAUCGUCGCGAAGUUGCUCUUCCUACACAAUCACAGCCCAAGUUCCUGGUGGAAUACGCCGUAACCACCCUCGACAAACUCGCCAACUGGGGUCGUCAGUCAUCAAUGUACCCAAUGACAUUCGGCCUCGCAUGCUGUGCCGUAGAAAUGAUGCACAUCGCCGGGCCACGAUACGACCAAGAUCGAUUCGGCUUCAUGUUCCGAGCGUCACCGCGCCAGUCGGAUGUCAUGAUAGUCGCGGGUACCGUCACGAAUAAGAUGGCGCCCGCUUUUCGCCAAGUCUACGAUCAGAUGCCGGAACCACGUUGGGUUAUUAGUAUGGGGAGCUGCGCCAACGGCGGGGGGUAUUACCACUACAGUUAUUCUGUAGUCCGUGGAUGUGAUCGCUUGGUGCCGGUGGAUAUCUAUGUUCCUGGAUGCCCGCCGACGAGUGAGGCGUUGCUUUAUGGGAUGUUGCAAUUGCAACGGAAAAUGCGACAGGGAAGGAAGUCGAGGAUGUGGUAUCGCAAGUGA
Molecule: messenger RNA, 615 nt
Organism: Colletotrichum acutatum
Lineage: Eukaryota; Fungi; Ascomycota; Sordariomycetes; Glomerellales; Glomerellaceae
Exons: 3
Coding region: 1-615 (204 amino acids)
Biological process (GO): mitochondrial respiratory chain complex I assembly; electron transport coupled proton transport; aerobic respiration
Molecular function (GO): 4 iron, 4 sulfur cluster binding; quinone binding; NADH dehydrogenase (ubiquinone) activity
Source: RefSeq, a predicted model, not a curated record